This is a messenger RNA of Boleophthalmus pectinirostris (great blue-spotted mudskipper), 2052 nucleotides long. RefSeq names its product collapsin response mediator protein 1 (gene crmp1). The record is from RefSeq and is a predicted model, not a curated record. Gene Ontology annotation, molecular function: hydrolase activity, acting on carbon-nitrogen (but not peptide) bonds, in cyclic amides. The coding region runs from base 1 to 2052 and encodes 683 amino acids. The transcript is spliced from 15 exons. NCBI's taxonomy places the organism in Eukaryota, Metazoa, Chordata, Actinopteri, Gobiiformes, Gobiidae. Gene Ontology annotation, cellular component: cytosol; cytoplasm.
AUGUCGGACUGCAGGAGAGAGUGGAACCGCGAGGACGAGCUGCCAGUCUAUCUGGCGGGCCCUAUCAACACCGGGCCGAAGCAAAGGAAAAGCUAUGGCAUGUUCAGCUCCGUGGAGGGCGCGUUUGACAGCAAGACCAUAGACUUUGACGACUUUGCGGUUGGGAGAAAGGGCAGCCGCACCCCGAGGAGCGGCAGCCGGGAGAGGCUCCUGGACACCGGGGAGUCCAAUGGAAAGAACCCCGCUAACGCCCCGGAGGCCCCACCGAGCAACGCACAGGUGGAGCACGAAGGAGGCGACAGUGCCACCGGAGUAAACGCUUCAACUGCAAAUAACACUUUACUUGGAGAGUGUCAGCACUCUAAACCACAGGGUGAAAAGCUGCUGAUCAAAGGGCGGCGUGUGGUGAACGAUGACCUGUCCAUGUUUGCUGAUGUCUAUGUUGAAGAUGGUAUUAUCAAAGAGGUAGGAGAGAACCUGAUCGUCCCAGGAGAUGUGAAGGUAAUCGAGGCUAAUGGCCGCAUGGUGAUACCAGGAGGAAUAGAUGUCAACACCUGCUUCAUGAAGCCCUUCCUGGACACGUAUCCUGUGGAUGACUUUCUGCAGGGCACCAAGGCGGCCCUCAGCGGGGGCACCACUAUGAUCAUUGACCAUGUGAGCCCUCAGCCUGACCAGAGUUUGUUGGCGGCGUUUGAGCGCUGGCAGGAAGCAGCCGAUAAGAAGGCGUGCUGUGAUUACUCUCUGCAUGUGGACAUCCCACACUGGGACGAAACAGUCAAAGAUGAGCUGGAGCUACUGGUGCAAGACAAAGGGAUCAACUCAUUCCAAGUGUUUAUGGCCUAUAAGGAUGUGUUCCAGAUGACAGACUCAGAGCUGUAUCAAGCCUUCUCCUUUCUGAAGGAAAUGGGUGCUGUUGUUCUAGUGCAUGCUGAAAAUGGAGACCUGAUUGCACAAGAACAGAGUAAAAUUCUUGGCAUGGGAAUCACUGGUCCUGAAGGGCACCCUCUGAGCCGACCUGAAGAGUUGGAGGCUGAAGCAGUGUUUCGUGCUGUCACCCUGGGUAACCGCGUGAACUGUCCAGUUUACAUCACAAAAGUCAUGAGCAAGAGUGCAGCGGACACCAUCACACAAGCCAGGAGAAAAGGUUCUGUGGUGUUUGGGGAGCCAAUCACAGCUGGCCUUGCUACUGAUGGGUCUCACUACUGGAGCAAGAACUGGGCAAAGGCAGCAGCUUAUGUCACUUCACCUCCUCUGAGUCCAGACCCAACCACCCCCGAUCAUCUGAGCACACUGCUGGCCUGUGGGGACCUACAAGUUGUGGGCAGUGCUCACUGUGCGUACAGCGUGGCCCAAAAAGCCAUUGGCAAAGAUAACUUCACCCUGAUCCCAGAAGGAACCAAUGGAGUAGAGGAGAGGAUGGGGUUUGUGUGGGACAAGGCUGUGGCAAUUGGGAAAAUGGAUGAAAACCAAUUUGUGGCCGUCACAUCCACUAACGCUGCCAAAAUCUUCAACCUGUACCCACGGAAAGGGCGGAUCGCAGUGGGCUCUGAUGCCGACAUCGUCAUCUGGGACCCUGACCUCAUGAAGACGAUCACUGCCAAAGACCAGCAGUCGGCCUCUGAGUACAACAUCUUUGAGGGUCUGGAGUGCCGCGGGGGGCCGGCUCUGGUCCUGUGUCAAGGUCGAGUGGUGUAUGAGGACGGAAAACUACAGGCUCAGCAGGGUACCGGGCGAUUCAUUCCACGCAAGCCUUUCCCUGAUUUGGCCUACCAGCGCAUAAAGUUCAGGAACCAGGUGAAUAACAAGAAGGGUGUGACCCGUGGGCUUUAUGAUGGUCCAGUCUAUGAAGUGCCAUCCAUGCCCAAAUAUAUAACUCCAUCUCCUUCUGCCAAAACAUCACCAACUACCAACCAGCCCCCUCCUGUACGCAACCUCCACCAGUCCAACUUCAGCCUAUCGGGGGCUCAGGUAGAUGACAAUGUCCCACGAAGGUCUGGCCACCGCAUUGUAGCACCCCCUGGUGGCCGUUCCAAUAUCACCAGCCUUGGUUGA